Habropoda laboriosa is the source of this 1635-nucleotide messenger RNA. It is a transcript of the gene nesd, whose product is annotated as SHC SH2 domain-binding protein 1. Lineage: Eukaryota; Metazoa; Arthropoda; Insecta; Hymenoptera; Apidae. Gene Ontology annotation, biological process: male meiosis cytokinesis; spermatogenesis. The transcript has 4 exons. The record is from RefSeq and is a predicted model, not a curated record. Bases 1 to 1635 code for a protein of 544 amino acids.
AUGGAGAUAUAUACUUUUGACAAGAGUCUUCAAGAAAGACUGGUUGAAUUAACUGAAAUUUUAUCCAGUAGAGGUGAAGUUGUACCUGCAUCUCAGAUUCAGGCUGAAUGGUCUUAUCAUAUAGAACUUGUAAUAGAACCUGUUGGUUGGCAGGCAUUGUGGAAAAUACCACGUUUAGUGUGUGAAGAUUUUCAGAUUCAUUAUCCUACUAUAGUAGUUGUAGAAAUUGAGCAAGUUGAUUUCUCUGAUUUGUCUGCAUUGGUAAAGAUCACUGCUGUUCAAGAUGAAAUUCAUCUGCCUGAGAAAUACGAUGUACCACUCAUUGAACUUUAUCCAACUCAUAAACAAGAGAACAUUGCUUUGGACAUGGUGGGUACUGCAAGUUGUAUUGAUCAGCUGAGAUUCUUUUAUAAUUAUGUAUGGAUGUCAUGGGACAUAGAUGAUGAUGAUAAUACUGAUUGGGUGUCUGUACAUUUGGAAACAAGAAUCAGAUUGUUUUUUGACAUGAAAAGGGGUAUUGUCAGAAGAGAAACUAGCGAUGUCAUUAGGGGUUUGGUAAGAGAGGGAAGGGAGAUUCAACAGAAAAUAGCAAGGUUAGAAGAUACUAUUUCUGAAGAGGAGGAAGCACAUACUGAUAUAGUAGAUGGAGGAACAGCAUGUCAGUUAAUGAAACUUCAUUUUCGGCUGCAACAAAUUAAAAGAGAAAUGGAAGUACUAGAGAAUCCUGCUAUGAGAGAAAUUCUUACAAAGGAACAGACUUCAUCUUUAAGUGAUGACAAAAUAAAGAGGAGAGAAAAUAAAGAAAGAUCUAUGGAAGGUCACUUUAUAUGGCUUGGUGGUACUUUAGAAGAGAUGAAGGAAGCCAUAAAUAAAGCUCAAACUUCUUUACCUACAGAGUUAUUUUUCAAAAUAUCUGGGUCUCUACUAGAGACUUUACAUACAUGUGACAUAGGGGAUAUCAUCAUAGUUGGAGAAGGAACUCAUCAGAUAAAAGGUGCUGGUAAUUUAGAAGAGGAUGGUACUAUUAGAGGAAUUAAUAAUUUAGAACAAACUGUUCUUACUAUGAAAGACACUGAAACAGCACCAUCACUACUUGAUUUUUCUGGCAAUGGAGUUCUAUUAGAGAAUAUUACUGUAGAUGUUGGUGAUCUCAGAGCAGCUGUAAUAGUAAGAGGUGGGACCACGAAAAUAGUUAAUUGCAAAAUAUGUGCCUUAAAUCAGACUAUGGUGAAAUUAGGUAUUGUGGUUUUACCCAAUGCAAAACUAAUAGUAGAAAAUACACUCUUUGACAGUCUUGGGACUGGUUUAGUUGUUUAUAAUAACGGAGAAGUAUCCAUGAAUAAUUGCAGUUUUAAAAACUGUGCAGAGGGUAUUCAACUUCACGACAAUGCAAAAUUAACAGCAAAGGACUGUUUUCUGGGACAUUUUAAAGAAUAUGCAAUUCGAUUGGAAACGCAAAAACAUUUAAGUGGUUCAGAAAGUAAAUGCGGGAGCUUGGAAUUAUUAGCAAAUGUGCCCGAAAUUUCCUUACACGACUGUAAGUUCGAGGGUAACGGCAAAGGAGAUGUCACGCUGAAGCCAGGCUCCACGUUUGUUAUAUCAAAACAAGAUAAACCUACGAAUAUGGAGACUUAA